GCAGACCUAAAAGGAAGAAGGGCAGCCGUAUGGUUGAGGAGCAAGAUGGAAGAAGACAUAAUGUACAUUUUUCAAAGCACAGUACGACAAAGGCAAGUAAAUCCAUUCAUUGUGAAAAGUACUUCAGAAACAGAUCACAGCUCCUUGUGCACCAAAGAAUACACAGAGGGGAGAAACCUUUUGAAUGCUCAGAGUGCGGAAAGAAAUUCAGUGGGAGUCAUAAUCUUAAGCAGCAUCAGAGAACCCACACAGGGGAGAAACCUUUUGAAUGUUCAGUGUGUGGAAAGAGAUUCAUUCAGAGGAUCAAUCUUCAACGGCAUCAAAGAACCCACACAGGGGAGAAACCAUUUGAAUGUUCAGAAUGUGGAAAGAAAUUCAGUUUGAGUGGCACUCUUCAACUGCACCAAAGAACCCACACAGGGGAAAAGCCUUUUGAAUGCUCAGUGUGUGGAAAGGGAUUCAGUAGUAGUGCCAAUCUUCAACAGCAUCUAAGAACUCACACAGGGGAGAAACUUUUAAAAUGCCCAGUGUGUGGAAAGAAAUUCAAGUUCAGUGACACUCUUCAGAAGCAUCAGAGAACCCACACAGGGGAGAAACCUUUUGAAUGCUCAGAGUGUGGAAGAAGAUUCAGUCAGAGUGGCAAACUUAAACAGCAUGAGAGAACCCAUACAGGAGAGAAACCUUUUGAAUGUUCAGUGUGUGGAAAGAGAUUUGGUGUGAGGGGGAAUCUUCAACUGCAUCAGAGAACCCACACAACGGAGAAACCUUUUGAAUGCUCAGAAUGUGGAAGGAAAUUCAGUUGGAGUAGCGCUCUUCAGCAGCACCAAAGAACCCAUACAGGGGAGAAACCUUUUCAAUGCUCAGAGUGUGGAAAGAGAUUCAGACAGAGUGGCCAUCUGCAACAGCAUCUGAGAACCCACACAGGGGAGAAACCUUUUGAAUGCUCGGAGUGUGGAAAGAGAUUCAGUCGGAUUAGUAAACUUCAACUUCAUCAAAGAACCCACACAGGGGAGAAACCUUUUGAAUGCUCGGAGUGUGGAAAGAGAUUCAGUCGGAUUAGUAAACUUCAACUUCAUCAAAGAACCCACACAGGGGAGAAACCUUUUGAAUGCUCGGAGUGUGGAAAGAGAUUCAGUCGGAUUAGUAAACUUCAACUUCAUCAAAGAACCCACACAGGGGAGAAACCUUUUGAAUGCUCAGAGUGUGGAAAGAGAUUCAAUCAGAGCAGCCAUCUUCAUAAGCAUCUGAAAACCCACACAGGGCAGAAACCCUUUCAAGGAAAAACCUUUUGAAUGCUCAAACUGUGGAGUUUUACUCAGCAUGGAAAUCUUCUACAGCAUAUUUAUCUAUAUGU
This is a messenger RNA of Gekko japonicus, 1354 nucleotides long. RefSeq names its product zinc finger protein 135-like. Gene Ontology annotation, biological process: regulation of transcription by RNA polymerase II. The record is from RefSeq and is a predicted model, not a curated record. The transcript has a single exon. Lineage: Eukaryota; Metazoa; Chordata; Lepidosauria; Squamata; Gekkonidae. Gene Ontology annotation, molecular function: DNA-binding transcription factor activity, RNA polymerase II-specific; RNA polymerase II cis-regulatory region sequence-specific DNA binding. Bases 30 to 1292 code for a protein of 420 amino acids.